Messenger RNA from Ostrea edulis (European flat oyster), 2279 nucleotides. RefSeq names its product high-affinity choline transporter 1-like. Gene Ontology annotation, molecular function: choline:sodium symporter activity. The record is from RefSeq and is a predicted model, not a curated record. Gene Ontology annotation, biological process: acetylcholine biosynthetic process; transmembrane transport; choline transport. The coding region runs from base 102 to 1739 and encodes 545 amino acids. The transcript is spliced from 7 exons. Gene Ontology annotation, cellular component: plasma membrane. NCBI's taxonomy places the organism in Eukaryota, Metazoa, Mollusca, Bivalvia, Ostreida, Ostreidae.
AAAAUUCAGAAGAUACUGCUAUCGUUAGACUAAGUAUCGGAAGAAAAAAAGAAAAAAAACGGACACUAAAUCUAAACAACGCCAGUAAUAAGCAAGCAAACAUGGUGCUGAAUAUCCCUGGUUUAGUGGCAGUCAUCAUCUUCUAUAUCGUCAUCUUAGUCAUCGGACUUUGGGCGGCCCGCCGGACUAAAGGCGAAACCAACAGCGAGAAUGUCAUGUUGGCCGGGCGGAACAUUGGAACAUUUGUCGGCGUAUUCACCAUGACAGCUACCUGGGUUGGAGGUGGAUUUAUUAAUGGCACUGCAGAAACCGUGUACAGGGACGGCCUAGUGAAUUGUCAGGCUCCACUAGGCUAUUCUAUUAGCCUUAUUAUUGGCGGCUUAUUUUUUGCCCGCAAGAUGCGUGAACAAGGUUACGUGACCAUGUUGGACCCGUUCACACAGACCUACGGAGAGAGGAUGGGAGGGCUGAUCUACAUACCGGCACUGCUGGGGGAGGUGUUCUGGUCUGGGGCCAUACUCGCCGCUCUAGGGAGUACACUUCGAGUAAUUAUAGGACUCUCCCAUGAAGUGUCCAUUAUAUCUUCGGCUUGUGUCGCCGUCUUCUACACUCUGUUUGGGGGACUCUACUCCGUGGCUUACACUGAUGUUGUCCAAAUCAUCUGUAUUUUUGUUGGCUUGUGGCUUUGUGUUCCAUUUGCCAUGACCAACGAAUUGGUAGAAAACAUUUCCGUCAAUUCAUCUACUGAGUGGAUUAAUGGGGUGGACAGAGAGGGAGUUGGGGUAUAUAUAGACUCAUUUCUUAUGCUAGCCUUUGGAGGAAUCCCAUGGCAGGUUUAUUUCCAGCGAGUUUUGUCCGCAAAAACAGUCAAAGCAGCACAACAACUGUCAUUUCUUGGUGCAGCAGGAUGCAUCAUCAUGUCGGUUCCUUCGAUUCUGAUUGGCGCCAUUGCAGUCAACGCAGACUGGAAUCGCACGGCCUUUGUGACAAAAGACAAUUUCAAUGCUUCUGAGAUUUCCAGUAGAUCGUCCGAUAUUUUACCCUUAGUUCUGCAAUACCUCACUCCAGAAUGGGUAUCUUUCUUUGGAUUAGGCGCGGUGUCUGCUGCAGUAAUGUCGUCUGCUGAUUCCUCCAUCUUAUCCGCCAGUUGUAUGUUUGCCAGAAAUAUCUACAAAAUGAUAAUUCGGCAAAAGGCUUCAGAGAAAGAAGUGAUCUGGGUGAUGCGGAUUGCAAUAUUUGGCGUUGGGGCCUUGGCAACAGAAAUGGCGCUUAGUGUAGAUUCCAUCUAUGUCCUAUGGUAUCUUUGUUCCGACCUCGUAUACGUGGUGUUAUUUCCCCAACUUGUUUGUGUGAUCUAUCUAAAGAAGUCUAAUACAUACGGCUCACUUCUGGGAUACGUUGUCGGUAUGUUUUUCAGGAUUGCUGGCGGCGAGCCAACACUGGGUAUUGAUGCCGUCAUUAAAUAUCCCUACUAUUCUGAGGAGCGGGGCCAAAUGUUCCCAUUCAAGACCCUCUGCAUGCUGAUGUCGUUAACAACAAUUAUUUCCGUUUCCUGUUUGACCAACUUUUUGUUUAAAAGGAAAAUCGUUCAUCCUCGUUUUGAUAUAUUCAAAUGUGGGAUUACAGAAGAAUGCAAGGACAAAAAAUUGGAAAAAGACACAGUGACAUCUAUUGAGAUAUUUGCAAUACAGAAGUCAGAGCUUGUAAAGUCCACAGAGGAAAUGAAAACAAAGCAAUAGAUUUUGGUCUAACCUUUAUAUUACAUGUACAAAGUAUACUGUAAAAGUGUUUAUUUAGGCUUGGGGUUACUUACGUGUUUUUCCACGUCCAACAUUACCCGGGGGUGGGGGAUACGCGGUAACUGAAUAUAAUAUAUAUUAUAUCAAGUAUUAUAACUAUAUGCGUGGGGAAAAUUUACGCGUUUAUAACGUGACCGCGUAAUUAGUGUAGAUUAGUGUAGAUUCCCCCCACGCGUAAAUAACCACUUUUACAUAGUACUAAUAAUGAAUAGCAGAAAACUCAGGUCCUUUACUAUUUGUGUUGUAGGUAGCUAUCAAUCAAGAAUAUGAGUACACGUCUGUACUCUUUUAAGAUCAAGCUUAAGUGGGCUACCCCGAAAGUGAGAAUUUACUACGUGUACAUGCGUAUACUCGAAUAGAUUUUAUUGUAUAUGUGGACUUGAUUGAAAUUGCUAACCAGAUGUACAUACCAGUAUGAUAUGCAUGUAAAUUACUGUACUAGAAACAAACAUAACAGAGAAUUAAAUGCUUUCAUUUUGA